Messenger RNA from Scutellospora calospora, 1251 nucleotides. NCBI's taxonomy places the organism in Eukaryota, Fungi, Glomeromycota, Glomeromycetes, Diversisporales, Gigasporaceae. The record is from the annotation of a GenBank genome assembly.
AUGACGUUACCACUAAGUAUCAACGUGAUUUUUGAUAUUGAAGAAGAAGAUAUAGAUAUCAGCGACAGCAAUGAUAAUGAACUUGAUAACGUGCUUGACAGAAUUUUUGACACAACAGAUGGUAAAGAUCCAAAACUUAUCAUCUCCCAGUUGAAGAAUAUACAGAAUGGAUCAAAAGCCUUGAGAAGGCGGGACUUAGUUAUAAUAAACAUGACCGCUGGGCACAAAUUAGCUCAAGAAAAAAAAAUUAAUGGUCAAAAAGAUGGUAUUGCUAUUGAUAUGGCACAUAUGAAAGACCAGGUUCAGUUAUUAGAAACAAAGCAACAAAAUACACCUCUACAGAAUAUUCAAGAGUUGCGGAAUGGAUUAGUAAUGAAAGAAGACAUAUAUGUAAUAGUGUAUGAUGCAAUGAAAACAUGCACUUAUCUUAAUGCAGAUGAAAUAAAGUCUCUAGAUAAAUGGAAGGAUAAAAUAAACCCAGAUAUUUUUAUGAUUGAUGACGCAGAUGAAGAAAUAAAGCGCAGAAAGUUAAAUUACAAUUCUAGUACAAAUAUUGACCAAUAUAAAGCUGCUAUUUGGAGAGAUCUUUGGUAUUUAAUGAAGUUAGAAGGAUGGGGUGAUGCAGAAGCAAGAAAACAAGUUAUCGAAACUAUUGACAGGUGGCGAAAAUUUAAUGUAGAAACUGUUAACACCCUUGCUAAUUAUUUCGAGCAGAUUGUUCUUCGGGACUUAGAGUUCUCAACUUUUAUAGAUGAAUUGAAAGUUGGAAGAAUGAAUCCACGAAGAUGUCAGCAACGAAUUCGAGAAAUUGCAGGAACAACACAAAUUAAUCUAAAUGAUAUUUAUAGUGUCAGAUCUGACAUUUGGGUUGUACAUUCUAUAACAAAUGAUGAUGUGGAAUACUCUGUCCAAAGAAAAGACUCUAUGGUCAAAAACAAUGAUAAUUUAGACAUAUCCUCAUAUAUUUGCAAUUGCCGUAAUUUCAAAACACGGCAAUUGCCAUGUAAACAUAUUUUUGCUAUACUUAGUAGGCUUCAUACUAAUGUUGAUAGUAUAGAAAAAAGUAGUCACGAUUACAGUUACUUUGUACAGCAAUCUGAUAAUCUCAUUAUAGAGAAACAUCCUAAUUCUUUUACCUCAAUCGAACCUUUAGGCGAUAAAAAUUUAGAACUUACAAAAUUACAGGAAGAGCUCGCGUCAAUCGCUGAAGAAUGGAAAGAAAAAAGAAGCCACGAUAUCUGCAAUUUAUGA